This is a messenger RNA of Penicillium arizonense, 351 nucleotides long. RefSeq lists its product as uncharacterized. The transcript has 3 exons. The record is from RefSeq and is a predicted model, not a curated record. Bases 1 to 351 code for a protein of 116 amino acids. Lineage: Eukaryota; Fungi; Ascomycota; Eurotiomycetes; Eurotiales; Aspergillaceae.
AUGGACCAAGAUUCUGCAUCAUUCGAGUCACAAAGACCGGUCAUUCAAGGCGUCAUGGUCGACAAGCAGAUAAAAAAAGGAAGUGUCCGCGCGGUCUAUCCCGAGGUUGAUGACGCAUGUGUCUACACCAAGGGCCAGGGCAAGGAAAUGAGCAGUCUCAUUGUCCAUGUCGAUAAUUUCAUCAUUGCGGCUCCUUCGGACGCCGAAUGGCCGGAGCUUAAUAAUGCAGCAGAGAUGCUUAAGGAGUGGAAUACGGCGCUAUCCAUUGCAGUUUAUUCCGAAAUGAACAACAGCCAGCGUGAAGAGCUUGCAUAUGAGGUCAUGACCCUUCCAGUGAGCUACGCGUUUUGA